Molecule: messenger RNA, 2497 nt
Organism: Gastrolobium bilobum
Lineage: Eukaryota; Viridiplantae; Streptophyta; Magnoliopsida; Fabales; Fabaceae
Product: transmembrane 9 superfamily member 12-like
Exons: 2
Coding region: 164-2143 (659 amino acids)
Biological process (GO): protein localization to membrane
Cellular component (GO): membrane
Source: RefSeq, a predicted model, not a curated record
UCUGGUUCGUUGAGAUCUCCAUCGCCACGCUUUCCUUUCGUCCUCUCUCUCUCUCUCUCUCUCUCUCUCUCUUCGCCAGAUCUCUUACUUUGCACUUUGCAGAUUUGGUGUUGAAUGCAUCGAUAGAGUUAGCUUAAUUUUCCGACGUCUUGCAUUAAAGCAAAUGGAGUUACCAAGUAUGAGAAAGCGUUUGAUCUACUGGUUUUGCCUUUCCGUCGUUGUUGUCUUUGUUCAAAUUAGCAAUGCUUUUUAUCUUCCGGGAAGCUACAUGCACACAUACUCAAAUGGAGAUCCGAUAAACGCCAAAGUUAAUUCGUUGACUUCUAUUGAAACUGAGCUUCCCUUCAGCUACUAUAGUCUCCCUUACUGCCAGCCCCUUGGUGGCAUAAAGAAAAGUGCUGAGAAUCUUGGAGAACUCCUUAGGGGAGAUCAGAUCGAUAACUCUCCCUACGUUUUCCGCAUGAAUCUUAAUCAGUCAAUCUACCUCUGCACUACAACCCCCUUGAAUGAGCAUGAGGUUAAGCUACUGAAACAAAGAACUCGUGAUCUGUAUCAAGUAAAUAUGAUCCUUGACAAUUUGCCUGUUAUGAGGUUUGCUAUUCAAAAUGGGGUUAAAAUCCAGUGGACGGGGUUCCCUGUUGGAUACACACCACCUGAUGGUAGUGCUGAUUACAUCAUUAACCAUCUCAAGUUCACGGUCUUGGUUCAUGAAUAUGAAGGAAAUGGUGUUGAAAUCAUUGGGACUGGGGAGGGAGGUGCGGGUAUUAUUUCUAAAGCUGACAUGAAGGCUUCUGGAUAUGAAAUAGUUGGUUUUCAGGUUGUCCCUUGUAGCAUUAAACGUGAUCCUGAAGUCAUGACAAAGCUCCACAUGUAUGACAAUAUCUCUUCGACAAACUGCCCAUCUGAGCCAGACAAGUAUCAACCAAUAAGAGAGCAAGAGAGGGUAUCAUUCACAUAUGAGGUUCAAUUUGUGAAAAGUGAUAUAAGAUGGCCAUCGCGGUGGGAUGCUUAUUUGAAGAUGGAGGGUGCCCGAGUACAUUGGUUCUCAAUCCUAAAUUCACUUAUGGUUAUUUUUUUCCUAGCUGGUAUUGUUUUUGUCAUUUUCUUAAGAACUGUGAGAAGGGACUUGACAAGGUAUGAGGAAAUGGACAAAGAGACACAAGCUCAGAUGAAUGAGGAGCUUUCUGGAUGGAAGCUUGUUGUGGGUGAUGUAUUUAGGGAGCCUGAUUGCUCAAGGCUUCUCUGUGUGAUGGUUGGGGAUGGGGUUCAGAUUCUUGGAAUGGCUGCUGUUACUAUUGUUUUUGCAGCCCUGGGUUUCAUGUCACCAGCUUCCCGGGGAAUGCUAUUAACAGGGAUGAUAAUUUUAUAUCUUUUCCUCGGAAUUGCUGCUGGGUAUGUCAGUGUACGUCUCUGGAGGACCAUUAAGGGAACUUCAGAAGGGUGGAGAUCGAUUUCCUGGUUUGCUGCAUGUUUUUUUCCUGGAAUUGCUUUUAUUAUUUUAACAGCACUGAAUUUUAUUCUCUGGGGCAGCAACAGCACUGGCGCUAUUCCCAUUUCCUUGUAUUUUGAGUUGUUAUUCCUCUGGUUCUGCAUUUCAGUACCACUUACCCUCAUUGGAGGAUUUAUGGGUACAAAAGCUCCGCAGAUUGACUAUCCUGUGCGAACUAAUCAGAUUCCAAGGGAAAUUCCUUCGCGUAAAUAUCCUUCAUGGCUUCUUGUUCUUGGCGCAGGAACUCUUCCUUUCGGAACCCUUUUCAUUGAGCUUUUCUUUAUCCUUUCCAGUAUCUGGCUUGGGAGAUUCUAUUAUGUAUUUGGUUUCCUGUUGGUUGUUCUUCUAUUGCUGGUUAUUGUUUGUGCUGAAGUGUCAGUGGUCCUCACAUAUAUGCAUCUUUGUGUGGAAGAUUGGCGGUGGUGGUGGAAGGCAUUCUUUGCCUCAGGCUCUGUUGCUCUUUAUGUCUUCUUGUACUCCAUUAACUACUUGGUUUUCGACCUGCAAAGUUUGAGUGGACCUGUAUCAGCAAUACUUUAUCUUGGCUAUUCACUGCUCAUGGCGAUUGCAAUCAUGUUGUCAACUGGAACCAUUGGCUUCCUUAUGUCAUUCUACUUUGUGCACUACUUGUUUUCAUCAGUAAAGAUAGAUUGAGGUUCUCUUUGCUAUCUCUCAUCAACUAAGCAAAAGGCAUGCUGGAAGAGAAAUUUUUCUUAAGUGGUAUAACCUCUGCUGAAUUCUUUUUAUAGCUUGAUUGCUUUGCAGCAUAUUGAGUGGGGUAACAGAUGUUUUGCUGAUUGCAUUAAAUAGCUGUCAAUUGAUUUUAUAUUGCAACGUGAUCUGCAGUUUGUUCCCCUUCUACCUGUCUCCCGUAAGUGGUUUACUCAUUCAGCUAGUGUUUGAUAUCAUUUGUUUCAUGUAAUAGUUUAAUCAAGUUGUUCAGACUGUCUCAUCCCUUAUUCAUUCCAAUGCUGAAAAAAAAAAUUAAAUGGAUACUUUUAUAUAUUU